UUUAAUACAGGUCUCUCCACCCCUCUGCUCAAAUAUUAUUGCAACACCAUUUCUAUUUUCCAGUCUGCAAAAGGACAUGGUAAUGCAAGUACACUCUGGAAGCAACGCUGUAGCAAAGAAGACUCUGUUAAAGGUUUGGUACAAGAAAAUAUACAGUUAUUAACCAAAGGGACUAAUCUGCAUUGAACAGCAAAAGAAUGAAGAGUCUAAUAUAUCUUGUUUGCUUUACGGUGGGUGUAUGUGAAUUUCUUUCACAAGAUAUUGAAGGAUGUGAGCAAAAGCUGACUGUAAAUGUGGAUUUUACUGGAAAUGAUAUCAAGUCAGUUCUUGCCCCAGAUGCCAACUAUUGUCAAAAGUUGUGCACCGAGCAUAAAAGCUGUCAGUUUUUCACCUAUUUGACAAGAGACUGGAACACGGACCAUCGAAGAUUUUAUUGUUACCUUAAACAGAACAUUGAAGCAGCUCCAACCAUUAAAAAUCAAUUACAGAAUGUUGUCUCAGGCUAUUCCCUCAAGGACUGCCCGGCAUAUAGCUCUUGUUUUACAACCAUUUUUGCAGGUCUGGAUUUCCCAGGCAAUGACUACCGUCAGUACCUAGUGGAGGAUGAGCACAUCUGUCAAAGAGAAUGUACCGAGGAGCCGGACUGCCAGUUUUACACCUUCGCAAAUGGGUUAUAUCAAAACAGCCGACAGCGCUAUAUUUGCUAUCUGAAGAAGAGCAAAGAAGGAACACCAUCAACAAUAAGAACUCUUCAGAAUGUUGUAUCUGGAUUUCCUUUAAGAGAAUGUGGGUUCAAUAACUUAGUUUCAGAAUGUAAAACUGAUCUUUCUGAAGAUGUGGAUUUCCCCGGAAAUGAUAUCACUUCGGUCCUGGCACCUGAUGCAAACUUCUGUCAAAAAAUAUGCACUUAUCAUCCUCGAUGUUUGUUCUUCACGUUUGUGGAGAGAGAAUGGAACAUUGACCAAAGAAGAUUUUACUGUUAUUUAAAACAAACUGCAACGGGAGCACCGUCAAGGAUAACAAAGUUACAAAACGUCGUAAGUGGGUUUUCCCUCAAAUGGUGCAAGAAUCAGAUAAGUCCCUGUGUUUCUGAUGUCUAUGAGAGUGUGGAUUUUCUGGGGGAAGACUUCCGUUAUUCUGAUGCAAUAAACUAUCAGGAUUGCCAACAACAGUGCACAAAUGAUCGUAAUUGCCAGUUCUUCACAUAUGCAAAUCAAAGUUAUUGGGAAACGUUUCGACGUCAGAUAUGCCACAUGAAAAAGAGUAUAAAAGGAAUUCCAAGUAGAAUUAAUCUUCUCAACAAUGUUGUGUCUGGAUUUUCUUUAAAGGAAUGUGGAUUAUCAAGUCAAGCUUGCAGAAGAAGGCUUUUACAGAAUGUUGAUUUCCCUGGGAAUGAUAUUAAGCAUGUACUGGCUCCUAGUGCUGAAACAUGUCAAUUGAUUUGCACAUACUACCCCAAUUGCUUGUUUUUUACAUACGUAAACAAUAAAUGGACAAAGGAUUCCAGGAAAAAUUGGUGUUACUUGAAGAAAACAGAAUCAGGACUUCCUUCCUCCUCUAAGCCUUUAAGUGAGGUGGUGACUGGUUAUUCCCUGCGAAGUUGCUCAGACAUUCCUGAUUGCGAAUCCAACGUUUUUCAUAACAAAUCAUUUGAAGGGAAAAUACUCCAAAUUAAGCAACUUGGGAGCCAUGGGGACUGUCAAAACAGUUGCACAGAUCACAGACAUUGCCAAUUUUUUACCUUCGAAGAAACCUGCAAUCAGGAAAUGUGCAAUUGCUAUUUACAAAAGACCGAUAAUGGACUACCAUUAAAAAUAGAUGAAUCUAUUGGAGCUGUUUCUGGUUUUUCUUUGAGGCUUUGUACCAUGAACACCACGACCUGUGGGCAAGUCAAUCGACUAAAACGAAGAGUUUACGGUGGAACUGAUUCUCUUCCUGGUGAAUGGCCAUGGCAAGUCUCGAUCCACUUUGGCCAAAAGGGUGAAUUUAGACAUGUCUGCGGUGGAUCCAUUAUAUCUAGUCUUUGGAUCAUCACAGCUGCUCACUGCUUUGAAAGGAAUUUUGAUCUUGGUACAUGGAGAAUAUACGCUGGUAUAACAAAAUUAUCUGAUGUUUCCAAUGAAAUCGCUUUCCACCAAAUUGAGAGGAUAGUCAUGCAUGAUAAAUACAGUUCUGUGACUGAGGGUUUUGAUAUCGCUCUCCUCAAACUCAAGCAAGAUAUAGUCUUUACUGAUUAUCAAAUGCCAAUAUUUCUUCUGACUUCAGAAGAGCAAGUACCGUUGAGAAAUCAGUGUUGGAUAACAGGUUGGGGAAGACCAGAGACUGGUAAAAUAUCUCAAAUUCUCCUGAAAGCGAAUGUUCCUGUAAUAGAUGAUAAGAAAUGCCAAUCAUAUUAUUCCAACAAUAUUUCAACGGAAAAUAUGAUGUGUGCUGGCAAUGAAGAUGGCAAAAUUGAAUCAUUUUGGGGAGAUUUAGGAGGUCCUUUAGCAUGCAAACAUGAAGGUAAAUGGUACUUGGUUGGAAUUACAAGCUGGGGCCAUGGAUGUUUUCAGGAAAAAAAACCUGGGAUAUAUACUCGUUUAUCAACAUUUAACACUUGGGUGAACAAAAUAAUUUCAGAAGAAUUUCAGCAUCGUGUGGAAGGUGAGAAACAAUUCCCAUAGGAUGAUUGGCUUAUCGUAAAACAUUGCUUCCUGUCUGUCGUCUACGAGGAAGAAAAUCUCCAAAACAUAAUAAGGAUCUGCAUUAUUAUUUCCAAAAUGCCUGAAAGCAUCAAUAAAGUUUAUUUCUCAAUUUUCUGUAAUGGUGAUGGAAUUAAAAACAAAUGUAUAAUUUG
Messenger RNA from Leucoraja erinaceus (little skate), 2836 nucleotides. Its product is annotated as coagulation factor XI-like. Gene Ontology annotation, molecular function: serine-type endopeptidase activity; protein binding. The record is from RefSeq and is a predicted model, not a curated record. NCBI's taxonomy places the organism in Eukaryota, Metazoa, Chordata, Chondrichthyes, Rajiformes, Rajidae. Bases 198 to 2663 code for a protein of 821 amino acids. The transcript has 20 exons. Gene Ontology annotation, biological process: proteolysis. Gene Ontology annotation, cellular component: extracellular region.